This is a messenger RNA of Sardina pilchardus (European sardine), 2412 nucleotides long. It is a transcript of the gene pycr1a, whose product is annotated as pyrroline-5-carboxylate reductase 1a. The record is from RefSeq and is a predicted model, not a curated record. The coding region runs from base 142 to 1092 and encodes 316 amino acids. Lineage: Eukaryota; Metazoa; Chordata; Actinopteri; Clupeiformes; Clupeidae. Gene Ontology annotation, molecular function: pyrroline-5-carboxylate reductase activity. Gene Ontology annotation, biological process: L-proline biosynthetic process. The transcript has 8 exons.
ACAAAGGCGCGUCGGGCGCGUGAAGGAGAUCGCCACGUUGUUCGAAGAUUCAAGCAGUUUAUAAAACGGCCCUGUCCCCUGGCAUUGCCCUGGACACAUUCCACGUCGCCACAUCUUUUUGUAAACUACUCGAGGAUCAACAUGAGUGUGGGCUUCAUCGGAGCGGGCCAGCUGGCUCAAGCGUUGGUGAAGGGAUUCACAGCUGCAGGUGUUAUUGCUGCACACAGAAUCACUGCUAGCUCUCCUGACACUGACCUGCCCACUGUGGCUAGCCUUAGAAAAAUGGGAGUGAACUUCACCACCAGUAACAAAGAGACGGUGCAGAAGAGCGACGUUCUGUUUCUGGCUGUGAAACCACACAUCAUCCCGUUUGUGCUGGACGAGAUUGGCUCAGACAUCGAAGACCGUCACCUGAUUGUGUCCUGCGCUGCCGGAGUGACCAUCGGCUCCAUUGAAAAGAAAUUGGGACAGCACCGGCAGAGCCCGAAGGUCAUGCGUCUGAUGACCAACACGCCCGUGGUGGUGCGGGAGGGGGCCACGGUGUACGCCACGGGCACGCACGCCGAGGUGGAGGACGGCCGGCUGCUGGAGCAGCUGAUGAGCAGCGUGGGCUUCUGCACGGAGGUGGAGGAGGACCUGAUCGACCCCGUCACCGGCCUCAGCGGCAGCGGCCCGGCCUACGCGUUUACUGCAGUGGAUGCCCUCGCUGAUGGUGGAGUGAAGAUGGGCCUGCCGAGGAGACUGGCCGUGCGGUUAGGAGCUCAGGCUUUGCUGGGAGCGGCCCGGAUGCUGUUGGACUCGGAGCAGCACCCUGGCCAGCUGAAGGACAACGUGUGCUCACCAGGGGGUGCCACCAUCCACGCGCUGCACGUGAUGGAGAGCGGCGGCUUCCGCAGUCUGCUCAUCAACGCCGUGGAGGCCUCCUGCAUCCGGACAAGGGAGCUUCAGUUCCUGGCAGACCAGGAGAAGAUCUCGGCGGCCGCCAUCAAGAAGACGACGCUGGACAAGGUGCUGCAGCAGCCCGGCGUGGAGGAGUCCAGCGUGGGCGUCCGCACGGGGAUCAGCCUCUUCAACAGCAGACACAAGAAGUGAGGACGGAGCUGACCUGAGGAGCCUUACGUCUCGCCCCCCAUCUCCAGACACCGUCUGUAGGACAUGAACCACACCUCGGAUCCACGUGCCCCUCCUCCCCCCCCCCCAACCACCUAUAGGACAUGAACCCACAGCCCGGCUCCAAACGCCCCCCAACCACCUAUAGGACAUGAACCCACAGCCCGGCUCCAAACGCCCCCCAACCACCUAUAGGACAUGAACCCACACCUCUGAUCCCGAACGCCCCCCAACCACCUAUAGGACAUGAACCCACACCUCUGAUCCCAAACGCCCCCCCAACCACCUAUAGGACAUGAACCCACACCUCUGAUCCCAAACGCCCCCCCAACCACCUAUAGGACAUGAACCCACACCUCUGAUCCCAAACGCCCCCCCAACCACCUAUAGGACAUGAACCCACACCUCUGAUCCCGAACGCCCCCCAACCACCUAUAGGACAUGAACCCACACCUCUGAUCCCAAACGCCCCCCAACCACCUAUAGGACAUGAACCCACACCUCUGAUCCCAAACGCCCCCCAACCACCUAUAGGACAUGAACCCACACCUCUGAUCCCGAACGCCCCUCUCUCCCCUCCCCUCCCCAGCAGCCGCCAGCACUUACGAAGCCUCUACUACAGAGCAGGCUGUGUUAUCUGUCUAUCGGUGUCUCUCUAUCUUUCUGCGUGCCCAUGAUCUGCUCUGUCCGUUCUCAUGCUGCUCCUGCCCUCGUCUGUCCAAAUACAGAUUCCACAUAUGCACAGUGGUGUAGACGCAUAGGAGUUGUACAUGCAAGAGCUACAAUAUCGUAGAUGUUGCCUUUAUUUUGAUAUGACAAACAUAAGACAAAAAUAGCCCAAGGUUUACAUUUUUGUAAUGUUUUGAUAAGGACUUCUGUUUCGAUACAUAUAGGCCAUCAUUGUCUUUAUCAGUAAUUGAUAGAGAUAGUGAAUGAUCCAUUUCCUCCCCCUCCUAUUUUAAUAUCACUGCUUUCGCCUCUUUUUGACAAUGCUGUUAUGAUUGUUUUUGGCAGCGGACCGUUUAGUCAGUUGUAUCAGCAUCACACUGUUUAAUCCUAUGUAUUACUGAAUGUGAAGAAAGCUGAGCCUUCUCAUAAUUAACCAAAAGAUGAUCAAGACAUGAGCGAAAGUCUGAAGAUAAAGGACCAUGCCUGCCUGUGGCCAACUCUAGGAGAUACAGUAUGUAGCAGUCCAUCAGAAGCAAGGAGAAAGUACAUUUUAAAAGAAAAAAAAACCUGUCUGCAGACCAGAAGUGUGGAGCUCAAAUUAGUGGUUGGAUGGCAAAAGAGAAAGUGCUUUUU